CACAAAGUAGAAAAAUAGGGUAAAAGUAAUAUUAUAAUAUUAUUUGUAUUAAAUAAACAUCAAUAACCAUCUUUCAUCAGCUAUAUAUUUCUUAAUCAUACACACAAUGGAAGCACAGCACACAGUACUUCCGAACGACGAGUACAAACACCAAAUAUCAGAAAUAGUCAAGCGAGAUUUUUUUCCUUCCCUCGACCAUCUCAAAUCGCAAAACGAACUAACAACAUUGGGUACCACUCUUCUAAUCCCCCACCGGCCCCCAUGGAAUCAGCGCCAGCCCAGGCACAUUAGCUCGACACGCACAAGUUUCAGAAACUUCUUGAUCAUUCAAACACACAAAACGUUGAAUGUACCUGUUGGACCAUCCAACAGAGAUAAAGGGGUGGUGCGGGCAGAAGAGUAUCGCGCGAGGGGUUGCGGGGACGAGGGGGCGGCAGAGCACCAGGACUGGGGCGACACAGAGUCCAGCGUUGCCGAUGUAGAUACAACACCAGUUGUCAACAGGGAGAAGGAAAAGAGAGGGGAGCAGCGGGCUGGAAAUAAUGGCAAUUAUGGUCGCGCAGGGCUGUUGUCUCCGGCGGCGCGCAGUCUUCUGGCACGUGGCUCCAGCGGUUCGGAUGAUUCAACGCCGUUUCCAUCGUUUCCGUCGUCGGCUGGCAUCAACGCUUUGCGCAGCGCAUACAACUCACCGUAUGCGCAUCGACCGUGAAAGAGUCUGGCGCGUGAAAAAUUAAGAGACAGAGGUGCGUUGAGACUAAAUGCCAUGUGAAAACAUGGAUUUUUAUAGCCUUCAUCGUCAU
This is a messenger RNA of Kickxella alabastrina, 800 nucleotides long. RefSeq lists its product as uncharacterized. The record is from RefSeq and is a predicted model, not a curated record. NCBI's taxonomy places the organism in Eukaryota, Fungi, Kickxellomycota, Kickxellomycetes, Kickxellales, Kickxellaceae. The transcript has 5 exons. Bases 107 to 709 code for a protein of 200 amino acids.